AUGGUCUUGAGUGGCAUGGGAGAAUUACAUCUUGAAAUUGUCAUGUCCCGCUUGGAGCACGAUUAUAAACUAAAGUGUCGACUACUACGUGCCAUCGUAGAAUAUCGUGAGGUAGUCCUUGAGACAGUGGAGCUACUGCAUGGGAUUGGGAUGUACAAUGAGCUCCCAUACGUUGAGUGUUCGCUGCGACUCCAGCCACUACUUGAGGAGGAUGGCUUCUGCGAUCCAGGUCAAUGUUGUUCCUUUGUUAUUGACGAGGCGUUGACGGAGAAAUAUCUUGCUGGAGCCGCUGGUUCCCGUAAUGAUCGACGUCGCCGCAUGGAGGAUCACCACCGUAAUGUGAAGGAGGAACUACGAAUCAUCACCGAUGUUUUUUCUCGCGCAGUCACCGAUUGUUCUCACAUGGGUCCCCUUGCCGGUUUGCCUCUCCACGGCGUGCGGGUCGCUUUGCUGGAAUUCAAAAAGCUUGGUGGCACGCAGCUGUCGGAGGGCCCUCUACAGCAGGCCGCUCGUUCCCUUGUAUUGGAGCUGUUUCGCUCUGUUUCCAAGGCCAAUCUUGCCACGAUGGAGCCAAUGAUGGAGGUGGAGGUGCACCUCUCGGAGGCAGCCUACAUUGGUGGUGUUGUGAGCUCUCUGAGCGAGCGGAAGGCCAUUGCGGUGGACAUUCAAGAUGAUGGGAGGUCGGUGAAAGCAAUCGUCCCGAUGCGAAACAUAGUUCGCUACACAAUGGAACUUCGGAAGGCGGUGAAGGGGCAUGCCAGUCUGUACGCACGCUUGCACCACUACCGUGUGAUUGAAGAAAAGGCUGUCCUCUCGCGAAUCAUGAAGAAUUUGGGCAUUUACGAAGGCCAUUGA
Molecule: messenger RNA, 855 nt
Organism: Trypanosoma cruzi
Lineage: Eukaryota; Euglenozoa; Kinetoplastea; Trypanosomatida; Trypanosomatidae
Product: elongation factor G2-like protein, putative
Exons: 1
Coding region: 1-855 (284 amino acids)
Biological process (GO): mitochondrial translation; ribosome disassembly
Cellular component (GO): mitochondrion
Molecular function (GO): GTPase activity
Source: RefSeq, a predicted model, not a curated record